GCCACCAGCAACGCUUGUUUGCUAUUGAAAUCAAAUUAAUAUCAUUAUCAGUUUUGACAAUACCAUUGCAAAGACCGAAUUCAGAAAGCCAAUAACGAUGACUGACCAAAGCGAGCUGGAUCAGUUGGCAACUGCCGAGCUGCAGAGGCUGCAACGCCAGCAUCGGGGUCUCCAGCUGGACCUUCGGGGUCUCCUCGAGGAGAAGGCCAAGCGCCUGAAGAAGCAGAAUCACAUGAUCAACGUACUGCAAGUGGAGCACCAGAAGCUGAAGGAGGAGAUCAAGACUCUAGAAGGUGGUACUCAUGCGCGAAAGAACACCAAUAGAGAGAAGCACCUGGGCACUUUGCAGGAACAGCAGGCGGAUUUGCAGAGGGUGCUCCAGAAUGAGCGAACCAAUCUCUGGGAACUGGAGGGCCACAUCCGGAAAAUGGAAAAGGAGAUUGAUGCCCUGCGGCGCAACGAAGUGCCCGACAACUGCUACAAGGACACCAUCUGCAAGGUGCAGAAGAGCGUGGUCAAGUUGGAGAACCGCCUGGAUGUCGUCAACAAAAAAUGCAGCGAUGUGCUCACUGAAAACAGCAAGAUGAGGGACGCCAUAAACCACAUGUUGCAGGAUCGGGCAAACUUCAAUGACAUGUGGCAGUCGAUGGUAACCCAGUUUAACGAGGGCAAGAAGUUCAUCAUGGAUCUCAUAGACCAGUCGACACUGGCUUUCGACCAGAGAGAAGAGCUGUGCAACAAGCUGACCGUCCUAAAGGAUCGCAACGAGAACGACAAGGUAAUGCACAUCCAGGAGAUGCGCGAGAUGCAGCGCCGCCUGGAGCACGACGCCAAGUUGCAGAAGUUCUUCGACAUCAAGGGACAAAAGCGCCUCAAUCCGGAGCUGGAGCAGCGCGAGCUGGACAAGAAGCAGAGUCAGAAGGAGACCUACGAGAGGCAGCUUCUGGAGUACAAGGAGAUCAUCGAGAAGAUCAAGUUGCUCUACGGCGAGGAGGACGCGGACCGACUGGUGGCCCAGUUCAAGCGUCAGGAGGACGAGAACUUUGCCCUUUUCAACUAUGUAAACGAACUGAGUCACGAGGUUGAAGUACUCAACGAUUCCACUCAGGAGCUCCAAGAUGAAAUAGAGCGCCAGAAAUCGGAGCAGACCGAGAAGGAGUUGAAGCUUAAGACCGAGGCACUUGACUAUCUAAAUGCCGAGAAGGAGCGGAUCGAGCAGCUGGCGGAGGAGACCAGAGAAAGGAAGCGAACCCUGAGCAUCAGAUUAGAACAGCUUCUCAAGGGCAUCGAGGAUAUAUUCAGACAAUUGGCCUGUGACGAUGCUCCUAUCCUUAAUGUGCUCAGUACCAAAACCUUUUUGACAGUUCACAAUGUGAAGCUUUUCAUUGGCGUCAUUGAACGCCGGGUCAACCUGAUCAUCAGCGCCAUCAAUAUCGAGGAUAACUCCAACAAAAUACUGGCCCGAAAGGAUCGUGUUCCCAAAUUCAACAUACGGGAAUCGGCGAAAACUAAAAACUAAGAAUUAGUAGGCAUUCAUUUUUCUCCAAAAUAUUAAAUGAUAACCAAAGUAUCUACACAUACCGAUAAAACUUAUAUCCUAAUCUUAUAAAUAUAUGAAAUACAUGCUGCCGAAGUUUACAACAAGCUAGUUAAAUGGAAA
This is a messenger RNA of Drosophila melanogaster (fruit fly), 1660 nucleotides long. RefSeq names its product Coiled-coil domain containing protein 114 (gene Ccdc114). Lineage: Eukaryota; Metazoa; Arthropoda; Insecta; Diptera; Drosophilidae. The transcript has 5 exons. Bases 98 to 1519 code for a protein of 473 amino acids. The record is from RefSeq and is marked reviewed.